AUGUCGGCGGCUAAAUGGUCGGAUAACUUCAGAAGACCAUGGCUAGGUAUGGGUAAUCAAGAACUUCUUAAUUAUUUUAGCACCUACAAUGCUGUGAAAGCUCGACAUUCUUAUGGCCCCCAGGGUCAUCGAGGGUUGAGUGUUUUGAUAUUUGAAGCCUCAGCUAUAGGUUAUCUUGGGGCUGAGCGUCUCCACAAGCACUUUGCAGCACAAGGAACUGACAGAGAUGCUUGGUUCAGCCACUACCGUAGAUUAUUUCUUCCUGGUGGCCGAAGACAGCUCUAUGGAUACAUGGCAGGAAAAGAAGACCUGGACUUUUUCAACAGACACUGCCAAGGUAAAUCUAGACUCAAAUAUGACAUGAGAUCAUACCAGGAGAUGGUUGUAAACCAACUUCGGCAAAUGCAUGAGGACAACCAGCUACUUAGUUAUUUGCAGGACAGGGAUGUUAAAAAACAAAAACAAACAAAAGCUCUUGAAGAAUCUCUGGGUAUGGUAACUGAGAAGCUGCGAAGGACAAGAGAGGAAAAUCGCAUUGUGAGGUUGAGAACUAAAAUGCAACACGAAGAGAACAAGGAAGAGAUGUACAUGCAAGAACAAUUUUUCAAGGACCAGAUCAGAAUCAUCCAUGAUUCAAGGGCUGCAAAAGAAGAAGAGUUUGAGAGGAUACAGCAGGAUAAACGUGAGAAGGUGAAGCCAUCAAGUUCUAGCCCUCUAAAUGAAGAGGAAGAGAGAGUCAAGGUGGACAUAUAUCUAGAAUUUGUUGAGUUUCAAGAUAAAGAAAUGGAAAACUUUGUUGCUGAAGUGGAGAAGCUCCGUGAAGCACAUAAAGACAAUGUUGCUACAAUGACGCGGAGGCACUGGGAGGAAAAGGUGCAGUUAGAAGAAAGUUUUAACGAUGAGCUAGCCAAGCUCAUGGAAAAGUACUCCCUAUCUCAUCCAGAAACCAAGUUUAAUGGUAGCUGA
This is a messenger RNA of Sphenostylis stenocarpa, 966 nucleotides long. The record is from the annotation of a GenBank genome assembly. Lineage: Eukaryota; Viridiplantae; Streptophyta; Magnoliopsida; Fabales; Fabaceae.